This is a messenger RNA of Pelobates cultripes (western spadefoot toad), 28294 nucleotides long. The record is from the annotation of a GenBank genome assembly. Lineage: Eukaryota; Metazoa; Chordata; Amphibia; Anura; Pelobatidae.
CCAUUGGCUGAUACCAGCUGCCUGCAAUGGAUGCUGAUAGGAGCUCUGUUCCUUCUGUCCUAUCCUGUACACACCUUCAGGGAGGGAUUCAGUGGAAUUCUGUAUGGCAACAGAAUGUAAGGGAUCAGGGGGAGGCUUAGAUGUUUGGGGGUACAGGGUGGCUGGGAUGGAAAACACCGAGCAGGUAGCCAGACAGUGAAAAAGUAGCCCUAUGCAUUCCUCAUGUAGCACAGUGUGCAUGUAGACCAAGGAACUGGGUGCAGGAUAAGAGAAUUAGCCACAGAAGCAGAUUUGCACUGCAGGAUUUUCUCUCUUCAUCCAUCUCCCACCUAGAUCUGUGUCUGCAAACAAAUCCUUCCCAACGAAUUCCUAAAUUCUGAACCUUCUUGCAAAUAAAUGAGGUAAGCCUUCACCUAUUCUAUUACAUGCUGCUGAAUGUGUUGGUCGAAUUCCAGUGCAUUGCAUAACCUUUUAUUCUUAGAUAGGAGAGAAAUAAUCUCCCAGGUCAUUUAUUCUUAAUAAAUAAAAAAAUAUGCAAAAUGUUUUUAUUGACUGUGAAAUAUUCUGACAGCUGAUCUCUUACUAUUAUUCAGAAGCAUUAUAUUGCAUAGCAGACCUAUGAAUUCUUUUACAUGCUGUGUUUUUAUCAUUUUAUGCAAGAAAGUGUAAGUGUGUUAAACCAGUGAAUUGCAGGGCUUGAUAUAUGGUUUCAAAACAAUGCAGGCUUCACUAUAAAAUGGUUACAAUUUGAUAAUUGUAUUAGCUUGCAAAAUGACAACUGAAUAUACUGACACACACACACACCGUUUUACUGUAUUUCAUAUAUUCAUAUAUAGUCAUAUUAAUGUUGAUAUUACUGUAUGACCUUCUACCUGGAGCUAAAAUGCAGACACAUUUUGCAAUUUAUUGCCCAUAGGACCUGACAAAGCAUCACUUUGUGAUACAGGAUUAAAAAGCAUAUUUAAACCACAACACUUACCCCUGAUAUUAACUAGAAAUAAAAACUAGACCACUUACACUCACAGUCACACACACACUGUUAGCUUUGAAUCAGUCGCCAAGAUCUGACUUUGUUCAGCUGGUUGUGAUGAUUCAUGCAGUAACAUAUCUGUGACCUAUUUAUUCGAAAUCAGGUGACGCAGGGAGACGUUCUAUACAUAGAAAGCUUGGGAUACAAAAAAACCUGACAUUCUGCAAUGAAUCCGAACGAAUCUAACGAGCCUUGGUGAUGGCCUGCUGUUAAAAUGUGAAUUAUUAUAUUAAAGGCCUUCUAUAUAUGGUGUGUUGCUGUGUUGUUUACAAGUUUGGAUAUACAAUAUGCUCUGCAGUAUUCUAAAGCCUAGUUCAGUGUGAAUGUAAUCUGCAAAACACAAUAAGCACUGCAGGUCUUUAUUGAACCGCCUAUACAGUAAAAAUGUAACUCAGGGCCAAUAAUAAUUCAAUACAAGCUAUAAAAUGACUAGAGUUUUUUUUUUUUUUUUUUAAUGAAUGAUUAUGCAGCCCUAGGCACAGCUAUCAAUGGCAUUAUAGGCCUCUAGUGACAGGAGUUAGUGAAGAGGAGACUUGGAUGCAGGCUGUUUAUGCCAUAGGUGUGGUUAAAUAAACUUUGAAAUGGCUUUGUCACCUUGAGUGUUUUUUUUAAAGGAUAAGCUCUUCAAUGAGAAUAGCUAUUGUUGGAAAUUAACAAACGCAUGUGUACAUUUUCUCAACAUAUUACCUCAGAAUGUUGCUAUUUGUUGGUAAAUUUAUAUUUAUCAGUUUGCUUAUAUUAGUGGUUGAGCUUUAAAGUGAACCUCCCACAUUCACAAAAUAAGGAAGGUACCGGUAUGUAUGAUGGUUGAACUUUUUAAGUGCUUGCGUGGUGUAUGCAUUCAUUAGUGACCCAUAGUUCUGAAUGUGUUGUUGCAAAUUCUGAAACCAGGUGGAGGAUUGUUUGAAGUUGACCAUCAAGUACGUGUCGGAAGUUUAGUUAAAGGACCACUCUAGGCACCCAGACCACUUCAGCUUAAUGAGGUGGUCUGGGUGCCUGGUCCAUCUAGAGAAACUGCUAUGUUUAUGUUAGGGUUAAUCCAGUUUCUAGUGGCUGUCUCAUUGACAGCCGCUAGAGGGCUUCCGCGUUUCUCACUGUGAAAAUCAAGGAGGAAGAGGAGGAGAAGAAGGAGGAGAGGAGAAGGAGAGCUCCUUCCCGGCUGGAGAAAGAGGUAAGUUUAACCAAUUCCUCUCCAUCCAGCCCGGCCGGAGGGGGACCCUGAGGGUGGGGACACCCUCAGGGCACUGUAGUGCCAGGAAAACGAGUAUGUUGUCCUGGCACUAUAGUGGUCCUUUAAAGGACCACUAUAGUGCCAGGAAAACAUACUCGUUUUCCUGGCACUAUAGUGCCCUGAGGGUGCCCCCACCCUCAGGGACCCCCUCCCGCCCGGCUCUGGAAGGGAGAAAGGGGGUAAACUUACCUUUUUCCAGCGCUGGGCGUGGAGCUCUCUGCUUCCUCUCCUCCUCCGCCGAUCCUCCCCGUCGGCUGAAUGCGCCCGCACGGCAAGAGCUGCACGUGCAUUCAGCCGGUCGCAUAGGAAAGCAUUUACAAUGCUUUCCUAUGGACGCUGGCGUGCUCUCACUGUGAUUUUCACAGUGAGAAGCACGCAAGCGCCUCUAGUGGCUGUCAAUGAGACAGCCACUAGAGGAUUAGGGGGAAGGCUUAACCCAUUCAUAAUUAUAGCAGUUUCUCUGAAACUGCUAUAAUUAUGAAAAAAUGGGUUAACCCUAGAAGGACCUGGCACCCAGACCACUUCAUUAAGCUGAAGUGGUCUGGGUGCCUAGAGUGGUCCUUUAAACAUUUGCAACACAUUGCAAUGUAACUUGCAUGCAAUCACUUUGUGUAGCUUAUUGUGCAUGCAUUGAAUUACUGCAUCUCUAUGAGGAACAUUCAGUCUCCAUGCAGCACGGACCAAGGAAGCUCCUCUAGUGGCCGUCUGAGUUACUGCCACUAGAAGUGUUCCUAGGCAGUAAUGUAAACAUUGCUUUUUCUCUGAAAAGGUAGUGUUUAAAUUAAAAAGCCUGCAGGGGCAGGCAGUAGACUCCAGAACAACUAAAUUAACCCCUUAAGGACACUUGACAUGUGUGACAUGUCAUGAUUCCCUUUUUUUCCUGAAGUUUGGUCCUUAAGGAGUUAAAGGGACACUAUAGUCACCAAAACAACUUUAGCUUAAUGAAGCAGUUUAGGUGUACUGAUCAUGCCUCUGAAGUCUCACUUUUCAAAUCUAGUCUAUUUAGGAGUUAAAUCACUUUUGUUUCUGUUUAUGCAGCCCUAACCACACCUCCUCUGGCUGUGAUUUACACAGUCUGCAAGAAAAAAGGUUUCACUUUUAAUCAGUAACUUACUUUAAAUUUUUGUAUCUCCUGCUCUCUAAAUUGACCUUUAAUCACAUACAGGGUCUAGCAAGCUUUUAACAGAGCAGGAGAUAAGAACUUCUACUUUAAACAAAAUUUGCAAUAAAGGAAGUAUAAAUAUUAGAUGACUCUUUACAGGUAGUGUUAGGAAGGCUGUGCAAGUCAUAUGCAGGGAGGUGUGACUUGGGCUGCAUAAACAAAGUGAUUUAAGUCCGAAAUAGCAGAUAAUUGAGUGGUGAGAUUGCAGGAGCAUGAUCUAUAAACUAGAACUGCUUUAGUAAGCUGUUUUGUGACUAUAGUGUCCCUUUAAUAUUUUUGGAUUAGCUUUCAAAUAAUUUUAUAUUUUUGAAUAAAGUUUUAAAAUGAUUUAAGAUUUUGACAUUUUCAGAUAUGUUUGGGUAUAUUGAUCAUUAUAUAUAUAUAUAUAUAUAUAUAUAUAUAUAUAUUUAAUUUAUUUAUUUAUUUAUAUAUAUUUUAAAAAGAUCAGUAUCAAAGUUAAUCAGAAUAUAUUUAAUCAUUUGAAAAGCUUUUCCAAAGAUAUUAACUAAAGGCACUCGCAACAAAUUCUAUGUUCUUGUGCCAAAAUGUAAUUGCAUGUAUUGCAAAAUGUUUUUUUUUUCUGGCUUGUUAUAUUUUGGAAAACUUUAAUACACCUAUACCAGGGGUAGACAACAUUUGGCACUCCAGAUCCUGUGGACUACAUCCCCCAUAAUGCUCUUACAGCCAUAAUGCUGGCAAAGCAUCGUGGGAGGUGUAGCCCAAAACAUCUACAGCGCCGAAGGUUGCCUAUCCCUGACCUAUACAUUAAAAAAAAAAAAAAGGUUCUGCAGGUUUUUGUACAAUCUUUCAGUGCUCUGGCAGUUGUAUCGCAAAUGAAUUGGAAUUUAUGUGUGACAGUGAACUGACAAGGUAAUUGAAAACGUUAGGGAAAAAUAGACGUCAGGCAAAUUCUUGAAUAUGGCAGUUCCACAAUUUUGAGCUACUUUUUCAAUUGCCUUGACAAUUCAUAGCAGUUCCAUAUUAAGCAAACCAUAUAUGGUUUAUUACCCAAACAGUGAACAGUCAUGUACGAAAAUCCAAACUGCAAAAGUCAGGCAAACAUAGCCAAGCUGUAAUUGGCGCAGAGUUGGAACAUUUUUCCAAAUUAUAUAUUUUGGCCUGAAUUGUGAAAUUUGUAUUCAGUUAAAUUCACUGUUCAGUGAAUAAAUAGCUUUGGCCUUUAGAGGCAGUAUUUUAACAUUUUGGUGUCACUGUUAAUUUGUGCAGUGUUUCAUUUACAAGUAGUGAAAACAUUAAAGCAACACUAUAGGGUCAGGAAUACAAACAUGUAUUCCUGACCCUAUAGUGUUCAAACCCCCAUCUAGCCCCCCUGGGCUCCUCAUGUCUCCCUAAAUAUAGCAAAAUCUUACUUGUAUUCAAGCCUGAAGCUGUAGCUUUGCAUGCUGUUUGCCUCAGAAUAGCAAGCUGCCUGCUGACAUCAUCAGAAGUGGUGGCCUGAUCCAGUCACAGUGCUUCUCCAUAGGAUUGGCUGAGACUGACAAGGAGGCAGAUCAGGGCAGAGCCAGCACAAUUCAAACACAGCCCUGGCCAAUCAGCAUCUCCUCAUAGAGAUGAAUUGAAUCAAUGAAUCUCUAUGAGGAAAGUUCAGUGUCUGCAUGCAGAGGGUGGAGACACUGAAUGUUUGGAUGCAUUUUAAGCAGCCAUGACCCAGGAAGGAUCUCUAACAGCCAUCUAAGGAGUGGCCAGUGAAGUUAUCACUAGGCUGUAAUGUAAACACUGCAUUUUCUCUGAAAAGACAGUGUUUACAGCAAAAAGUCUGAAGCUUAUGAUUCUACUCACCAGAACAAAUUCAAUAAGCUGUAGUUGUUCUGGUGACUAUAGUGUUACCUUUAAUUGCUAAUCUUCAGAUAUUAUCAGAAGAGAAAGAGUUAAUGUCUGCAGUGUUAAUGCUGUUUGUUGUGAGCCAGCAGAGAGUAGAAGUGUAUGUGGCCAGCAUUGCAUCAGAAGGCAGGAGAAUUAAAAUACAUAGGCAUAUUAGGAGCUGUUUAUUGUUCUAGAAUGGAAUACAUUUGAGGAGCAUUGAAUAAAAACAGCAGAAUCACAGAAUCUGCUGUGCUUUGUUGGGUGGAUUGUGGUUAUUAUCAUUAACGGAAGCACAGAUAUUAGUAGGAUUAAUAAAAUAGAUGAGCAUGUCAUAUCUUUGGGUACAGAAUAAAUGCAGUUUGUAUUGGAGUAGGAAGGAAGCACGGGACUUUUGCUGGAGAUAGCAAUUAGAAAUAGUAGGGGAGAAUACACAAUCAAUAGAGCAAAGAUAGACGUGUUGCCAUGGCUUUCAUGGGUAUUAGCCAAUAAGGAUAGAGUUAUGGAUCUCAAUCAGUUACACUCUAGUUGACUUCAGGGCAGUAUGUAGAAAUAUAUUUUGUUAUUACAAAGAAACACAUCCUAUCCUAUGUUACUACUGUUGCCAUGUGUUCGUUAUCAUUCUUAUUUUAUGGUUCUCAUUAGAUAGCCGAAUAAAUUUAACCUCCUAGUGACACUGCCAACAUUUGUUUGUUUGGCAUUUAAGGACCAAACAUUUGGUAUUUUUCCUCUGUUAAUUGAAAUGUAAUUAAUUUCCCUCUUUGUCAUUUAGUGCAAACACACAUUUUAGUUCAGGGUCGUUUGGGAUUUCUUUUUAUUAUUUACACUGAUCAGUCACAACAUUAAAACCAACUGCCUAAUAUCAUGUUGGUCCCCUCGUGCUGCCCGAACAGCUCUAAUGUGUCAAGGCAUGGAAUUAUAGGGUCCAAGGUUUCCCAGCAAAACAUUGCCCAUAGCAUAACACUGCCUCAGACAGCCUGCCCUUUUCUCAUAUUGCAUCCUGCUGCAGUCUCCUCCCCAGGUAAAUGAUGCACACACACUCGGCCAUUUAUCUAAAAGAAAAUGUGAUUCAUCAGACCAGGCAACCUUCUUCCAUUGCUUCAUUGUCCUGUUCUGAUGCUCACAUCCCCAUUGAAUUGCUACGAAUGUUAGCAUAGAUUUGUGGAAAAAUAGCCAAAUGUUGAUAGCCAUUAUGGAAGACACUUUCGGAGAUGUAGAUGGUCAUUAUGACCAGUCUGUGGCUAUGACACCUUUCUAUCAUGGCCAGCAUUAAGCAUUAAAGGGAAACUAUAGUGCCAGGAAAACAAAGUUGUAGCUCCCUGUAGUGCCUUCCCCCUCCUCUGUGGUGCAAAAGGAGUUAAAAAAACCCUUUUGUCACUUACCUUAUUCCUGCGCUGAUGUCCCUUGGCACUGGCUCGGGGUCUGCCUUCGCUUCUGCGCGGCAAUAGCCAUGCUCGCAUUAGAGAAGCCCCAUAUGAAAGCAUUACACAAUGCUUUCCUAUAGGGUUUUGGAUGACGCUGGAUGUCCUCAUGCAUAGCGUAAGGAUGUCCAGCGUCAGUUAAGCGACCAAAAUUAUGGUAGAUAGGCACUAGAGGUGGAGUUAACCCAUAAAGGUAAUUAUUGCAGUAAAUAAAAACUUAAAUAAUUACAUUUCAGGUUUAAGGGACCUGGAAAUGCACAAAGACCACUUCAAUGAUCUGAAGUGGUCUGGGUGCCUAUAGUAUCCCUUUAAGUUUUUUCAGCAAUUUGACCUUCAGUAGCUCUUCUGUAUGAUCAGACCAGAUGGGCUAGCCUUUGCUCCUCACGUGUAUCAAUGAGCCUUGGGCACACAUAAUCCUGAUGACGGUUCACCAGUUGUCCUUCCUUGCCCCACUUUUGGUAGGUACUAUCCACUGUAAGAUUUGCUGUUGUGGAGAUGCGCUGACCCAGUUGUCUGGGUCGAUGUCACUCAGAUCUUUUCACUUGGCCAGGUUUCCUGCUUCAAACACAUACAAUUCAAGAAUUGAUUGUUUAAUUGCUGCCUUAUAUAUCCCACCCCUUGACAGGUGCCAUUGUAACAAUAUGAUCAAUGUUAUUCACUUCACCUGUCAAUGACUUUAAUGUAGUGGCUGAUCAGUGCAUAUAAUUUUUUGUAUAAAUGCUUAGAAACUAGUUUUUACAGUUUGGCUAAAGUGCAGGCCAGAAAGUGCAAGCAGGAUAAUAAAGUUGUAGAGCUGUUGUAGUCAUGUUGCUUAAAGUGCCCCUUUAGUGAUUUCUGAAUUUGGAAUGAUUGGCCUCUAAGUUAUUGAUCAGUGGCAGAAACCAAAAUAAACAAUCUACAUCUCCAUAAGCAAUAUCCCCAUAUAUAGCUUCCCUAGGGUUUUGUGGAGUUUCCUAGGGUUUUGUGAACCUUUCCAUUUCAUAUUUCAAAUUUGGAAUCUUGACCAAUUGAUUUGCUGGUAUGUCUUACUUUUGGUCAUUUUAGUAUCUCACAUAUUACUCCUUAUACGCAUACCAUUAAAAAAAUAGGCACCCCAAGGUCUCUCAUAUGAUGAGUUUUAAGUCUUGUUUCUGUUAUUAUUUAUUUAUAUAUUGUAGAGAAAUACUAAAGUUUGCUGUGAAUAUCUUAAACAUGAGGUAUGCUACUCAAGUGAAACAAAAAACACAACAAAAUUAUGCUCUUAAGAACCACAGUAAUGCCAUGUAUUCCUUGGUCAAGCUUUUCUGACGUUACACGGCCAAAUUAGUAAACCUGCCUUUUUGUUUGUGUUUGUUUUUUUCCAUAAACAAAUCGAUAUUACACACAACCUGUCACAGUAAAUAACAUUGUGAGGGGUGGGAAUAAAACACAUAUAUUUUAAAAAGGCCAUAUACUAAAUAAACUAGAUGUAAUUUUUGCACACGUUUAGGGUAGGUUAGAAGGAAGCCGAGCUAAACAUGAUGUGGACUAUAACUCCCAUUACUCUCAGGUAAGAGUGCAUCAGCUAAUUUUCUUUGUACUCAUAAGUGUGAGGGAAUUAGACACUUGUUACAUUGGCUGUUACUAUUAUUCCCUUUCAAACUGUCUAUCAACUGUCACAGUGAGUACAUCACCAUAUAGAUAGGCAAAGUAUUUUUUUUCAAAUGCAUCUCUACAAUUUGAUACAAUGUCUGGUGGGAAGUGUGUAGGUUUGUAUGUGUGUGCAGUGGUCACUCCAGGGGGCCCGGCAGCCCUGUUGACCCCUGCGACCUGUGUGCCCGCUGGCAUUGUGGUGUAACCUCAGUCGCAUGGAACAUCCGCCGGGGUCGCAUUGAAGGGACCCUUGGGUGGCCCUUGCUCUUGGGGCCACCCGAUGGCAAUGGAUUUCCUAGGGCCCGGUCAGCGAUGUGGGGCUUUAAGAGCGCGAUCAGGCCCCAGUGAUGAUGUCAGAGCUGGGAGGAAGCCGUCACUUCUUCCCUGCUAACAGAGAGCCGCGCGGGAGAAGACUGCCGGGGAGGAGAGAAGGGAGUCAGAGUGGGAGCUCUGACUCCCAUCAGCAUGAGGCAACAGGAGAAUGACUACAUUUUUUAACAGUUUGUGUGUGUGUGUGUAUGUCUGUGUGUGUGUCUGCAUGUGUGUGUAUCUCUUGUCUGUUUGUAUCUGUUUGUCUGUAUGUGUUUUCUGUUUGCUUGUGUGUCAAUGUGUGCCCUAUGUGUGUGUAUGUCUGUGUGUGUGUGUAUAUCUCUUGUCUGUAUGUGUCUCUCUUUGUUUGCAUGGGUAUCUGUUUGUCUGUAUAUGUAUAUGUUUGCAUGUGUGUCAAUGUGUGCCCCUAUGUAUCUGCAUGUUUGUCACUGUUUAUAUCUGUAUGUGUGUCAUUCUGUGUAUCUGAAUGUUUGUCAUCAAGUGUGUCUGUGUAUCUGCAUGCGUGUCUAUAUGUGUAUCUGUAUGUGCAUCUGUUUGUCUGUAUGUGUGUCUAUAUGUGUAUCUGUAUGUCUCUAUGUGUAUCUGUAUCUGCAUGUGUGUCUGUAUCUGUAUCUGCUUGUCUGUAUGUGUAUCUGUCUUUCUGCAUGUGUGUCUGUAUGUGUGUAUCUGUUUGUCUGCAUGUGUAUCUGCAUUUUUGCCAGUGUAUGCCCCUAUGUAUCUGUAUGUGUGUCACUGUUUAUAUCUGUAUGAGUGUCAUCCUGUGUAUGUGUGUCUGUGUAUGUGCGUAUCUGUAUGUUUGUCAGUAUUUGUAUCUGUAGAAGUGUUAUUCUGUGUAUCUGAAUGUGUGUCAUUCUGUGUGUUGGUGUAUUAGCAUGUGUGUCCAUGUAUGUAUCUGUAUGUGUUAUACAAAUUGAGGGGCGGGAAGUGAGGGGGGAGAAGAUGCAUGGGAGGCCCCAAGGCACCUUUCACACCGGGGUCCUGUGUAUUCUAAUUACGCCUCUGUGUGUGUGUCUGGCAAACAGAAUAAUCCUUAAAUUGUGGAGUUUAUUGAGUCUUUGAGUGUUCCCUCCCAACAUCUACUUCAGCAGCCAUCAAUGAUUCCAAGGUCUUUUGGACAAAUUCCAGGAAUUUAAAAAUAAAAGCUUGCAAUCUGAUUUUUUACCCUAGGGAAGAGUUUGUACACAGUUUGCUUUUCCCUGGUACAAUGAAUAUAAACUGUGCUAACAUAUGUUUUAAGAAGACCCAUCAGGAGAGAUUUGCACAGAGCCCAUUAGUAUUAAAGAGAGCCUUGGGCUAAUGUAUAUCUAAUUAGAAUUUACCAUUAUCUUCACAAUUUAAAUAGUGUUGGAAAAUUUGCUCUCAUGGAUCUAUUAUUCAUACUGCAUCUUCUGAAUUUCUUUAUAAAUAACAUUGUUUACAUGCUUCUUAAACAUAAAACCUUUGAUAAAAUUAUCUGUCCUAAUAUUUUCUAGCAAUUUGCAGAAUAUGCAUUAUUAUGCUGCCCUUUAGAGGUGCAUCAAUGUAAAUUUAAAUUGCAGGCACGCUUUAGAAAAACUAUUUGUUUAUACAAUAAUGCCUAUUGUUGUUUACUUUUUGUUCAAGAAUAUAAAAAUCUGUUAAUAGCCCUUACAAAUCCAAACACAGGUACUGCACUUUCAUGUCUUUACAUUUAUGUUAUGCAUUAUGCAUAUCCUUAAAGGCCCACUAUAGUGCCAGGAAAACAUACUCGUUUUCCUGGCACUAUAGUGCCCUGAGGGAUCCCCUCCCGCCCGGAAAGGGUUAAAGGGGUAAAACUUACCUUUUUCCAGCGCUGGGCGGGGAGCUCUCAUUAAGCUAAAGUGGUCUGGGUGCCUAGAGUGGUCAAUUAUCUCCUUUAUAACAGUCAUCACACAAGGUACUGCUGUAUGUUAUACGUUUAGUGAUGGGGGCUUAGAAAGCCAGUCUGACCAGGAUUGACGGGACCAGGCUAAAGGGUAAUCCAGAUGUGGAUCCAUCGCUGACAGAGCCAAGAGGGGUAUUUGCUAUACCUCACUGACGAGGCUUAGGAAGGCCGAAAUUAUCAUCUGGGGUUAAUGUAUCUCUCAUGCAGAGAAAAACGACCUGCAUUUCAGAUAUAGACUGUCCUUUUGGGUGGGAUCAGUCUGAUAUGCAAAUGGUAUAGGUUCUCUCUGUAAUACCACAAAAUUAGCUAAAAGUAGCUUGAGAUCUGAGGUGGGCCCACUGAAAGGCAAGCUACUUGAGCUGUUGUCUGUUUUCAGUAUUCUCUUGUACAUUGUAUUUUUGCUCUCCUCAUAAGUGAGGUACCAUUGAAAUCCAGAAUCUUGUCAAUGGUAUACAUGUGGGAUACUAAUAUACUUGAAAAAUGCAGCUGAAUACAAAUCAAAGAUCUUUGAUUUUUUUUCACAUACAUAUUAAACUUUAAAGUUGAUCGCUAAAGUCAGCAGAAAUUGGUGAUGAAAUGGCCAAGGGAAAAUGCUCAGAAUGCUUCACAUGAAAUAGCUCAGUUUGUCUUCUUUUAAAAAUGGUAUGCAAUGUUUCAGUUGGAGGCUACUAUUUUGUCCCAAAGGGGACAUGAACCCUCUAAAACAUAAAGGAAUCAAAUUGAAAAUUUGAAAACAUUGCAAUUUUGCCAUAUAAAGGGGUUAAAUUACCAUAUACUUAAAUAGUAACAGUACUGUAUCUCAAAUGCCCCAAAAUUUCAGAUUACUUGUUCUUCUCCACAAAAUAAUGUAUUUAUUUCUGAAAACAAAGAAAUAAUUUUAAAGUACAUUUUAUUGCAUUCACAGUGCAUGUGUUAUUUAAACACUAAGAAUUUUCAUGGAUUACAUCCAAACACAUUUUGUUCUUGCUGUGCUAUUCUCAGCCUCCCAGCAUCGCAUCCUCUCCAAUAAGUAGGUCAGAGCUAUGUGUUCAAGAAGGGAUUUGUACAUGUCUGAAAGAUCACAUCCCAGAGAAUGGCUCUCAGUGACAAAGAAUGUAGCCCAUGGAACAGCAUAGUAGGUGGAAUGGGCCUUGACAGAGCUAGGGGCAGGCAUAGGAAGCAGAUGGGGGAGGGGGGUUAGAAGGCUGGGCCUAUAUGGUGGCCAUCUUAGAAAUUGCCUUCUUUUCUAAUCAGCCUACCUUACCUGCAGGUGGCCUAAGGUGGUCAAGACCUGAGCUGUGGCAGGGUACAUUGAAUUUAAUUAGGUUGAGUGGAAAAUACUCAGGGGGGUUACAGUGGUUGGGUAGGUUCAAGCUCAUUGGUGGCUCCAAACCUGGGGGUGUAGGGGUGUCAUGGUAUACCCCUACGUUUGGUCAUAUAUUGACAAGCAUGCCAUUCGGUUGGUGUAUUAUGUGUUAUGUAAUUAAGUACUGUUAUAUCAUGGUUUAUAUGUUUAUGUGUACGUCAUUGCCUGGGUUAAUUACAGGUGGGGGGGGGGGGUGGAGGAUGUUUAAGUAACGGGUUUUGGUGGAGGCAAUGACAUUAUAUUUGUAAUGUGUUUUUAAUAAAGCUGUGGACAAAUAUUUUCCAACUUUAAAUUGUAGUCUGCGUUUUAAUGGGUAUGGGUAAGUGGUUAAGCUGGAUAUGCCGUAAAGGCAACUAUGCGCAUGUCAUCCCAGAGAAUGGCUCUCAGUGACAAAGAAUGUAGCCCAUGAAACAGCAUAGUAGGUGGAAUGGGGCUUGACUGAGCUAGGGGCAGGCAUAGGAAGCAGAUAAGCGGGUGGGGGGGGGGUUUAGAAGGAUGGGCCUAUAGGGGUUAUAUAUGGCGGCCAUCUUAGAGACUUCUCACUCAAUUACCUCUUCAUUCCCUUUACAUUUUACCAGUAGCUGAUUCUCUUUGUUAACUCUUUAGGCCAUCACCUCCAAAUUUCAGCUGCUACCUUUUGUCUCAAAUCCCCAUGGUAUCCUUUAGAUUGUAAGCUCACGGGCUAAGCACUUUGUAUAAAAGAGCUUCAAUGGCUAGAUGUCAGCUUACGGGCAGGGCUCUCUCUAUCUCUUGUAUUUGUCGGUGUAUACUGUACAUUCUCCACUAAUUGUACAGCGCUGCAGAAUCUGUUGGCGCUAAAUAAAUACCAGUAAAUACCAGUAAUAAAUAAAUCAAAACAAUAAAUGAAAAGGUAUGAGUAUCAGGAGGUGCUGGUGGAGUGCUCAAAUUGGCCUGAUGAGGACAAAAUGUUAAAUUAUAUGGGAAAAGGUAAAAUGGGAAAGGUACACGUUGCCUGACUUAACAGCUUGUACAGAUUGUGUGGAAUUAAAGAAUGUUUAUUGGUUGAUUGAAAACAAGACAAUUUUACUCUGUCCCCCAUAAGUCAGUCUAGGAAAGUGUUAUUUGAAAUUACCUAGUGAGCGGUACAUCUCAAAGUUGUGCUGAUCACAGAAAACAAGGUUUGCACUAAUUGACUCUAGAUUGAAGAGGUGUGUUAUUGAUGCCGCAUUCGUGACGGCUUGAGGUCUUGACUGUACUAAGUCUGUCUAACUACUCGAAACAGAGUGAAUGUUAUGGUACUAAAUCAUUGAAGACAUUGAGCAUAUUUAAAAACAUUUGCAACCUUGAUGGAGGACAAUUUGCUAGUAUGGCUACUCAAAGCAAAUGCAAAUUUAAGAUUAAAUAGAUUCAUAAGUGAAUGAGGACUUGCUAAUUGACAAGUGACUGUAAAAGAAAAAUAGAAGGGAAAAAAAUAAAAAAAAGGAAUAUGGUCAACAAAAAUAUUGCAAGUUCUGUCUGGCUGCCACUCUUGUAUACCAAGGCAGGCAUUUAGAUCCUUAGUGUGGGGUCAAUGGCCAUGAAAAAGACACUCUAAUCAUUAUAGCUCAUUGUAGUGGUGGUGGCAAUAUGAGUCUUUGGUUUACUAGUUUUCAGCUGGACUCAGGGCCAUCUUUAAAGGACCACUCUAGGCAUCGAGACCACUUCAGCUUAAUGAGGUGGUCUGGGUGCCAGGUCCUUCUAGGGUUUACCCAUUUUUUCAUAAACAUAGCAGUUUCAGAGAAACUGCUAUGUUUAUGAAUGGGUUAAGCCUUCCCCCUAAUCCUCUAGUGGCUGUCUCAUUGACAGCCACUAGAGGCGCUUGCGUGCUUCUCAUUGUGAUUUUCACAGUGAGAGCACGCCAGCGUCCAUAGGAAAGCAUUAUGAAUGCUUUCCUAUGUGACCAGCUGAAUGCGCGCGCAGCUCUUGCCGCGCGUGCGCAUUCAGCCGACGGGGAGGAGAGAAGGAGGAUCGGAGGAGGAGAGCUCCCCGCCCAGCGCUGGAAAAAGGUAAGUUUAACCCCUUUUCCCCUUUCCAGAGCCGGGCGGGAGGGGGUCCCUGAGGGUGGGGGCACCCUCAGGGCACUAUAGUGCCAGGAAAAUGAGUAUGUUUUCCUGGCACUAUAGUGGUCCUUUAAUAUUGAUUGGACCCUGGGCAAGAAUUUACUUGGGCCCCCUGGAUCCCGCCUUCCCACUCCCUAGCAUGCAAUCACGCCCUUUACCAAACACACACACAAAACAAAGCAAAAAAACACACACACACACACACCUCGUAGAGCAGUAAACUUUAAUAAUGUAAUGUGAAGCAUAUCAUUGUAUCGCAUAGCUCCACAGCAAUACAACUCACAGUAAUGUGCGAUGUGCAAGUACAUCACAGAUCACCUCAGCAAUAAAAUAUAUAGGAAAGUGCAGUGUGUGAGUGUAUCACAAGCUCUACAGCAAUAUAACUCACAGGAACGUGCAGUUUGUGAGUGUAUUACAGAUCACCUCAUGAAUACAAUGUACAGGAAUGUGCAGUAUGUGAGUAUAUAUUAGCCAACCCACUGCUUUCCCAUAGAAAAGCAUUGGGAGGCUAUUGCGCAUGCUUGGCAAAACACUGCGCUGCACCAAUCAGCAUCUCCUCAUAGAGAUGCGUUGAAUCAAUGCAUUUCUAUGAGUGUUCAGAGUGAAUGCCAGUGCUGCACGUUGUGCAAAACUGGACUAGGAAGCACUUCUAGUCGCCGUCUGGUGAGGGGUAUUCCUCGACAGUAAUGUAAAUACUGCCUUUUUUCUGAAAAGGCAGUGCUAACAUUAAAAAGCCUGCAGAGACAUGCUAUAGACACCAGAACUACUACAUUUAGCUGCUGUGGUUCUGGUGACUGUAGUGUCCCUUGAAUCAGCACAAAUGUAUGAAAUAAAAUGUCUGCAUCAUUAUUCUAAAAAGGAUUAUCAAAAAAAAUAAAAUAAAACUAUGCAUAUUCCUAGCUUGAUUUUUAGUACAACUUCUGACACAAACUUUUUGUACUUUGCAGAUUACUUUUUAUAUAUUUUUUUAUACAUAUACAGAUUGUGUAAUAAUGCCAAUCACCCCCUCCAACCAGCACAGAAAUGAGCACAAAUUUAUGAAACAAAAUGGCUGUAUCAUUAUUCUAAAAAUUAAAAAAGCUCAACUACUGACACAAAUAUUUUGUAUUUACAGAUUACUUUUUAAAAAAAACAAAAAACAAAACAAUGUGCAGAUAGUGCUGUACUAAUGAUAUCCCUGGCUGGAUGUGAGCAUUCCAUGUGCUCAGUAUGAUAUCCCUGUCUGGAUUGGAGCAUUCCAAGCGCUCAGUAUGAUAUCCCUGGCUGGAUGGGAGUAUUCCAUGUGCUCAGUAUGAUAUCCCUGGCUGGAUGUGAGCAUUCCUUGUGCUCAGUAUGAUAUACCUGGGUGGAUGUGAGCAUUCCAUGUGCUCAAUAUAAUAUCCCUGGCUGGAUGUGAGCAUUCCAUGUGCUCACUAGGAUAUCCCUGGCUGGAUGUGAGAAUUCCAUGUGCUCAAUAUGAUAUCCAUAGCUACAUAUGAGUAUUCCACGUGCUCAGUAUGAUAUCCCUGGCUGCUUAGAAUUCCCCUUUAAAGAUGAUCUUGUUGUUGAAUUAAAAAUUAUGUUUAAUCAAUUGAUCAACAACUUUCCCUUAAACAAAAAAAUGGCCUGAAUUAAAAUCUAGCUAGAGAGUUAGACUUCUGCUUGAAAAUUUAACAUUAUAUAGGUCACAGUGAAUGAGCUGUUUGGGCCAAAUGAUCCUUACAUCAUGCAUUCGGUAACUAUGGUGACUGCAUUCUGUAACCAUGGUGAUGCCAUCUCUCUUGUCACUUACAUAAUUUCUGAAAUGAUGUUGCCCUACUAACCGAGAUGGAAAUAAAAGCAUUGCACGACUGCACUCUCGCUUCAACUACCUUUUAAAUGCUAAACACCAGUUACAGCUUAACAUGAAUUUCAAGCAGCAAGGAGGCAGGAAUUAGCACCUGAAUGUCUAAGAAACGGUUUGAAUGCUUAUGACCACUUGACUACUCCUGACACCAUAAACACUCUCAGUGCUCUGUAUGGUCUUCUUUUGUAUUAUAUAUAUCUAUAUAUAUAUAUAUAUAUAUAUAUAUAUAUAUAGAGUUGCGUACCUAGGGUAUGGCAAGCAUAGUACAUGCCAUAGGUGUCACUUGACGGGGUGCCAUAUCAGAGCUGGAUGAAGCUCCAGCUCUGAUCGGAUGCCCCUCGAGCCAGAAGGUUUCCUUGCCUGCGUUCUAAUGGCAUCAACACUGCACUGGAAAGCUGGCUCUAGAAGCCCACUAGACCACCAGGGAGCCCACUGGACCAGUGAAUAUAUCUGUGCCCUCUUACCGCCCAAGAGGUAAGCAUGAUGGGGGCAAAUGUUAUAUUUUCAAAAAGGCAAUAAGAGAGAGUGUGUUUUAAUACAGCCUCUCCACAUACUGUCUCUCCCCCAACCAUAGAAAAUCCCAUCCAACCUUGUCACGCUCACUAUCAUACUCACCCCUAACUAUGUCACACUGACCAUCCCUCUCACCCUGCCACACUAAUCCUGUAACACUCACACCCUCUCACACUGCCACUCACCUUGCCACACUCACCCCCCCAAUCUGCACGACCACACACAUUACAUACAGCCAACACACAAACACACACAUUUGGACAGACGCACAAUUUCAGUGAUUGCCAUAGGUGCUAUCUUCAGUAGAUACACCUCUGUUUCUAUGCACAUAUAUGUACACUAAAAAGUGUCAUCACAAUACAUACCCACUCACACAAUGUUAAAAUAAAGAAAACAAAAAAAUAUGUGCACCUAAUAAAGCAUAUCUGUUCAAAAUGUAAAAAGAAACAGGCCACACUGGAAAUAUUCCACUAAUAGGAGUGUUUCCAGGGGCGGACUGACAACUCACAGAAAUGGGAGACCAAGAGACCCCUUCUGGUGCAAAGUUUUUUGGCUACUGAUAAUUUUCUCCCCCUUCGUUGUGUGGCUCUCACACAGAUAUUAUAUGCAUGUUAACAAGCACCCAUAAUGGCUGUGUUUGUAGGCUACUUGUGAUGCUGUGUUCCUGUAUGUCAACAUGUGUUAGAAUUGUUUGUCUUCUUUUACCUAUUGUACUGCGCUGCAGAAUAUGUUGGUGCUAUAUAAAUGGUUGUAAUAAUUGUGUGUGUGUAAGGAGGCUGUAUGCAGUAUUGCAAUGGUGGGGAAGCUGCUUGUGAUAAGUGUUCGUAGGGAGGCUGCAUGUGUGGGGAUACUGAUUGUGGGAUUGUGUGCAUACAGUGAGGCUCCUGGUAGGUUUGCGUGUGUGGAUGGAUCUGUUUGCAGUGUAGUAUGUGGGUGGAGACGGCUGGUUGUGUUGUAGUGUGUGUGGUAGGGGCUGUUGUAUGUGUGUGUGUGGGAUAGGCUGUAGUAGGCGUCUGGGGGAUACUGGGGCUGUAGUUUGUGUUUGUAUGGAUAAUAGAGGCUCGACUGUGUGAGGGAUAUAAAGGCUGCAGUUUGUGUGUGUGGAUAGUGGCUGCAGCGUGUGGGAUAUGGGCUCUAGUAGGUGCAGGGGGCAUAGGGAGUGUAGUAGGUGCCUGGGGGUAUAGUGGCGGAGACGGUUGGUGGGGGAGAUGGGGCUGAAGUGGGUGUUGGGGGUAAUGGGUGGUCGCUGAGGUGGGUUGAGUGGGAAUGGAGGCUGAGGUGGGUGCUGGGGAGAUGCUAGCUGAGGUGGGUAGAGGAGGCAUAGGGCUAAUGUGGGUGCUGAGGGAGAUAGUGACUGAGGUGAGUGAAGGGGAGUCAAUACGCCCUUGAAUGUUUCUAUGGCUUACUUGCAACAAUAACAGAAACGUAUCUGAGAAAGAAACAUGUGGCUUUUUGGUGUUUCACUCGAGUGUUCUGUUUUUGAUGGAAUCUGUCUGUGUAUAUCACCUGAAAGGAACACUAUAGUCACCAGAACAACUACAGCUUAUUGAAUUUGUUCUGGUGAGUAGAAUCAUUACCUUCAGGCUUUUUGCUGUAAACACUGCUUGUUUCAGAGAAAAUGCAGUGUUUACAUUACAGCUUAGUGAUAACUUCACGGGCCACUCCUCAGAUGGCUGUUAGAGAUCCUUCCUGGGUCAUGGCUGCCUAAAAUGCAUCCAAACAUUCAGUAUCUCCUCCCUCUGCAUGCAGACACUGAACUUUCCUCAUAGAGAUUCAUUGAUUCAAUUCAUCUCUAUAAGGAGAUGCUGAUUGGCCAGGGCUGUGUUUGAAUUGUGCUGGCUCUGCCCCUGAUCUGCCUCUUUGUCAGUCUCAGCCAAUCCUCUAGGGAAGCAUUGUGAUUGGAUCAGGCUACCACUUCUGAUGAUGUCAGCAGGCAGUGGGCAGGUCAAAAGGAAGCAGGGACAAAUCCUGCAGCUUCAGGCUUGCAUACAAGUAAGAUUUUACUAUAUUUAGGGAGGCUGGAGGGGUCAAGGGGGGACUAGAUUGUGGUUUUAACCCUAUCAGGUCAGGAAUACAUGUUCCUGACCCUAUAGUGCUCCUUUAAAUUUGAAACGAUAGAGGACAUAAAGCAGCACAUAAAGUACAGACUUGUUAACGGGAACAUAAAUAAGAGGUAAGGAGGCCCCAGCUCAAAUGAGCUUGCAAUUUAGUAAAUAACAGUGCGCUUGUGUACCUCCAUACAAUCCUGGAUAUGAUGGGACAGUCCUGACUUGGAUCGCUAUCUGCCGAUCUUGAUAGCUCAGUAGAUAACAUGCUGUACAUUUUCUGUACCGUGUCACAAACUGUGACAUUAUCUCUUCAUUGUAGAAGAUCAGGGAGGGAUACAACAAACAAGCAGUAUUGUGCUAUUAGAAAUAGCUAUUCAUAUUUAUAUAUGACUACAUAAGCAUUGUUUACCAAUGUAAAUAGAGAAAUUAUGACACAGACUCCUAUAUUUUCACUGACAAACAUAAGUAUUACUCUACUGAAGUACAUCCUUACAAGUAUACCCACAACAUUUCACUCUGAAAGUACACUUACAAAACAGUGAUAGCUAACUUUGGUACUUAAAGAAACACUCUAAUGUUAGGAACAUAAACAUGUGUUGAUGCGCAUGCGCACUAGCCUCCUACUGCUUCACUAUGGGUAAGCACUGGUUUGGCUGAGAUCAUCAAGAUUAAUGACUAUACAGCUAUAAGUGCCUGUGUAUUGCUGAAACCUUGUCUUGAGAUUCCUGUGAAAUGAGAGACGCCAGAGAACUAAAGCAGGAUGGAGGGACAGGACCCCGAAAUCGGGACUGUUGUGCAAAAACUGCCCUUGAGCGCGUCUAAUGCUUUGCAGUAGGCAUUAAAACCACGCAGAGAGCCAUUUAACAGCGCUUUCUGCAUAGUCCUCUAGACUUCCAUGCGGAGGCCUGGCCAGGAGGCUGUCUGAGAGAGCCUGGUGUGUUUGUCGUCAGGCACACACACCUCUUAAGUGGAUGGACCAACUAUUUUCUGGGCAUACCCGCCCGUUUAGAGCAUCACCAGUGACGAGUUGGGUCCCUGACUGUGCCCCCUUGCAAGGCUCGACCCCGUCCUGAAUGCAGCCAAAGCAACGUUGGGAGGUAUGCAUGCUGCAUUGGAUCAACUAACACAAGCAGGUUUCUUCACUUAAGUGUGAAUUGUGAGAAAAACUAUAAGAUACUCAAAAUAACAAAUAUAUGAGUAUAUCUCUAGAGACAUUAGGAAGGGAGGUUUGCCAUUUGGCACUUAUUUUCUACUUCCAUCUGACCCAUUUGUUAGUAUUUUCUACAAUUGUAUUUCCUCACUGUAUAUAUCUCUAUUUAUUAUUUUCUAUAGUAUUAUUAUUGUUCAUUAUUCCAGUGGAAAUACUCUUAUAUUUGUUAUUUUGAGUAUCUUAUAGUUCUUCUGAUUAGGGGUUAUGCCCCAAGACACUACUGGAGUGUCUUACAAGGUAUGAUCUUCUACAGGUUGAGUGGACUAGUCUAUUUUUUAGACAGCCAUCACCUGUAGACAUUUUUUUCUUCUUUUUUUUGAAUUGUGAGAAAUGUUAUGAAAAUUCAGUCACACUCAAAUUUAUGGCCAAAAUAACCAAAUUGUAUAUAUCUACCUGGCACUAAAAACAUUUACAAUUCGAGGCCCCCUAACAGUACAGAAUUACAGGGACAGUGCUGAUUUUUCACAAUGUGAGCCGGUCUAGUGUUGUGCUCAUGUCAUGCUGCCUGGGGAAAGUUCCCUGGUGUCCGCAAAUGUGGGACACCAGGGAACUAAAGUGCGAUGGCGGAGAGCGCCCCUAAAGCGGGACCGUUGUGAGGCAUGCACUCCUGAAACCAUAACCACAGCCCAUAGAGCUUAUGGUUGUUUAAAUGUUCUUUUUUUUUUUUUUAAUCGUUUUUUUAUUAAACAUUUUCGUGUUUUGGGGUACAGAAUAGAAGAAGGGGGGAGGGGAAUCGUUUAACUCACACUUAUGUACAAUAACUUUUACAUUGUAUAUUCAGAUUCCCCAAGGAAGUGGUUACAACUUAGCAGAGAUAUAGCAUUCCAUGUGUGGUAGUCAUGUUUUCUUUGAACCAUCAGAACAUGGCUUCCCCGGCCUUGUUAAGCCCUCUUGGUGUUGUGUAGGUUUGCUCCACUGCAUUUGCCCUAACUAUUUACAUACUGGUACCGUUCCGUCAUUUUCUCUCUCUCUCUCUCUACAUGCUUGCGCGUGUGGUUGCGUGUGUGUGUAUGUCUCUUCGGGUUUUUAAAAAAAUGUUCUUUUAAGUGUGAGCAGGGAGGCCUUUCUUCCACCAGUUUUUAUACAAAUUCUGUGCCUUAGUAAGCUAUCACAGUCCAGCACUUUUAGUCAUUUUAGUGCAGACUAGUGUAGAUCAAACAAUGAGUUGUGAAUUGAAAACUAAAUUAAAAAAAUUGGGCAAAAAUAACUGAUUCAGAAUAUUUCUCCAACCCAGCUAUAGUUACAUUUUAGUCUAAUUGUUGCAGUUUAAUUUUCAGGAUCACUACAAUUUUCUGUUUAGUAAAUAACUCCUCAGAGAUUUGUGUCUAAGUCAAGUAAAACAUAACUUGCAGACCAAGGCAGCAGAAUAUGACUAUAGCUUUCGCAAUGGUACUUGUUUGGUUAGGAGGCAUUCGUUUCGACAGAGUUCUUAAUACAAAUUAGGAUUGAUCACUAAAGUGUAGACUCUCUGGAAUUCAGUGCCUACAGUGUCCCUUUAAGUUUUACCAGACUGUGCAUACGUGCAUAUAAUGUGUACGAUAUUGUGGCCAUGACUUGAUGUGUCUGCUUUCUAGAACAAUGCUCUGUAUUGGAGACAGCAGACAGGCAGAUGUCACUUGACUAUAUUUGUGUGCACAAAAUAAAUAAAGUCUUCAUGGAAAUGUAGUAAUUUUUAGUCUUUAAAACGUCGGUUUAAACAGUUGUUUCUUUUUUUGAUCCUAGAAAUAUUUGUUUCCUUGGAGAGUGGAACUUUAAUGUAAUGCAUUGUGGUCUGUAGUUAAUUUGCAUUGUAGAUGAGGCCAGGAGGAAUAUUGUGUGCUUGUGUGGGUGGUAUAAAAUGAAUCCAGGCAUCAAAGAUCCUAAAGUUGCAAUACAGCCAAAGCGAAGUUAAAAAAAUGUAAUUGUAUCUAAGAUACAUGUUGCUUCUGAAAUGAAAGGACAACUUUAACAUUAACAUAACAUUACAUACAUCCCAGAUGUCCUCCUUCCACAUCAAAUUGUUACUGGCUUAUUUUGUUGUUUUUAACGUUUAUUUAUUGCAAAGAAAAAUUGAGUAGAUAAUAUUGAAUGUGUAUAGUACAAAAUAAUUUACUGAGCAUAUCAAAAGCAGAUAAAUAAAUAUAUGAUGAUUGGUAAACUAAGUGUAAACUCCAAGUAUAAAACAAUAUAAUAUAUAAGGUUAAGAAAGGAAAUAUGAGGAUAAAAAAAAAGAAAAAAAUAUUACUGAAAUAACAUGUUUGUUACUGUACAUCAGAACAAAUACAGUACAUAUAAACAAUUAUAUAAUCUCAUACACGGAACAUAAAAUACAGAAAUUGGCAACCUUGUUUCCCAAAAUCUAGUAAUGAAUAAAUUAUAAGGUUUGAAGGUAAGAUACACAGGGUGCCUAUAUAAGCAAAUAACUAUUAUAGGGAUUCUUAAACGACCAUCUGAGCUCCUCGAAGAAUUCAGCUGUCUAAUAUCAGUCCUUUAGAGUUGGUCUGGACAAGUGAUUCAUUAAAGAGGCAUUAAAGAUAUGCAGGCUUAUUCACGAAAGUGAGAAAUCAAAGGGAUUUAGUAGCCAAACUGAAAAAAAUAUCUAAGUCAGCUAUGCUUUCCAUUAAGCUACUCUAGCCUUAAAUUUGAAAUUCACUUUAAAUUCACCUUGAAUUAUCACUUCAGUAAAUAUCUCUGUUAGCAUCCCACAAUAGGUAGUUAAUCAGUGAAUACUUGAACAUGCCAAUGAUUUUAGAGACCACCGAAUUUGAGCAGGAUGAGGUGGUAGGAAAUACUUUAUGUGGCAAUGUGGAAAGUCAUAUACCAUUGAAAAAUCAGUUUAAGUGUUACUUGAAGUAUCAUAACCACUUCAGUGGUUGUACAGCAUUUCAAAAACCAUUUUGUUUUCAUGCAGGCUAUGUCAGUCACAGCCAGGGGAGUGAUUUAACUCCUAAAUGGCAGAGAAUUAAGCAGUGAAACUUGGCAUGAUAUGUACACCAAAACUGCUUAAUUAAGCUAAAGCGGUUUUGAUGCCUAUAGUGUCCCUUUAAUUUUCAUGAGAAAAUCUAACUCAUCCAUAUUCAUGUGUGCAGCUUUUUGAAGCGCUAACAGGAGGUUGGUUAUAAUUAUAAUAUGUUUUAUCAUUUUGCUCUUUUCAUGACCCAGGGACAAGGUGAGCUAUCAUAUUUCUGCAUAGCUAGUUAUGAAUCUUAUUUUUAUUCAUCCCCUAAUCUGAGGUAUCCUUAUGCUAUUUUGUCUGUUUGCAGGACACACCAUGUUGACCAGCAUAGCAGAACGCAUUAUGUAUUGCCUAACUGGCAAAACACCAAAUUCUGUGGGGCCUGUGGAUAUUUCAGAGACCAGCGAUGGCUACGAUUUCCUGGAAGUAAAACCUGGAAGGAUCUUACGAGUGCGACAUUAUUUGCCUUCACGUCCAGGAGGGGGAGAGCAAGAAGAAUUAGACAAAAAGAAAAAUCCAGGACAAGGCAUGGUCCCUUGCAAACGUCGUAUCACCGUUUACCGCAAUGGGCAACUGGUGAUCGAAAAUCUAGGUGCAAACCUGCGAUCUGAGAUAUUUCAUUGUCGCAAUGGGAAUUCUGAGCCUGCUGGGACAGUAGAGGUGGAAUUAUCUGAUUUUACUAGCACGGGCAAUGAAGGUGUAUCUGGAAAAGAGAGUGAUGUACCCCCUGGGAAGCGCCGAAAACGCAAACCAAAGAAGGUAGUGGUGGUCGACUGCCAAAGACAGGUGACUGGAUGUAAAGGAACCCAUUCUGACGUGGUAUUAUUCUUUAUACAUGGAGUUGGAGGCUCUCUUGACAUUUGGAAGGAACAACUUGAAUUCUUCUCCAAGCUUGGCUAUGAGGUAGUGGCCCCUGAUUUGGUGGGGCAUGGAGCCAGUGCCGCCCCCCAGAUUGGCGCUGCCUAUACUUUUUACGCACUUGCAGAGGACAUGAGGUACAUGUUCAAACGCUAUGCCAAGAAGAGGAACAUAUUGAUCGGACAUUCUUAUGGGUGAGUUCUUGUUGAUGUGCAGAAAUAUAUAUCCAAUAGUGCUGAUCAAUGCACUGUGUGAAGAAUAUGCAUUGAUAUUUAAAUACUGUUAAUAUAAAAUUAGCCAUGCUAGCAGUUUUCUACUAGUAACUAGCCAAUAGAAAAAUAUGUGUCUUGUUUUCAAGACAUAAUAUAAUGAACUUUUUUCCAUCUACCAAUAUAUGUUUGCAUAUGAUUCACUUUAAAAAUCUUAAAUUCAAGGCUUUUAACAGACUUACAGCCCGCUGCAUGUGUGUAGGCCCUCCUUAUUGGUAAUUUCUCCCAACCACAUCUCCCUUGCAACCCUAAGUACUCUAAAUCCUAGCAGGAUAUCUAAAGCACUGCUGUCAGAAACGGCUCUGUAAUUAUAUACUCGUAUAAAUGAAGCAACAUGUCAAUGUCAUGCAAACAACACAAUGUUUUAAAUGCAUAAUGAGCACAACCUUAAACAUUCUAAAUAACUUUUAGUUAAUAUUCGCCUCUUCCUAAUGACAUUUUAGAUUCUUCUGUUUUCUUUUUUUCAAAUUUCUCUUGCCCAACAGAAACCAUUAAUCUAAAAAUACAUAUUUGUCAGGGUUAUUUACUAAAGUAAGAAUUGAAAGUGAACUUCAAAUUUAAGGCUAUCUUGAUCUUAAAUUUGAAAUUCACUUUUAAUUUUCACUUUAGUAAUGUGUAAUGUAUUAAUGUGAAUCACCUCCUUAAAGACACAGUCUUCAAAAUCACUCCAUCUUAGUAAAGUGAUUUUUGGAGCACAGAAGCUGCCUGCUGCCCCUGCAGAUUUGUAAAUGCACAGUGUUUGCGUCUUGCAUUGCCUAUGCUGAAUCAUUCAAGCAGCCAAUAUGGGCUUCAAACUAAAAUAGAUUCAGUUAUCAUUGAAUCUAUAUGAUGUGCGGCAUCAGCAUGCAAAGUAUGCUGAUGAAACUAGGUGUGACCCAGUGUUUCUCACAGCGAAGCAUCCGAUUGGCUGAUUGCAGCAACUACAGCUCAUGUGCCAUAUGUCUGUAAUACUUCUCUAUGAGAAGCAUUUGAUUGGUCAAAAGUCAUUAAUCUUGAUGAGUUCAGCAAUAUUAGACUAUAGUGAUGGAAUAAAGGUAUAGUAUAAUGUGGAUUUUUUUAACACAAAAAGGAGGACCCUUUUCUAGCCUUUAAAUUUAAAUGUCAAGGAACAAAGGAAACUAAAUGAUAUUUCAAAUGUAUAAUUGAAGCUGAGAAACCUCUAUUGAAGACCCUACUGCUUUAUAUUUUCAGUAAGAUGAAAUUACAUGUUAAAUGCUAAUUGUAGUAAUAAUAUAAUUAAAGGGAUACUAUCAAGAUAAAAAGUGAUGUGCACAGAGAAUAAUUUUUCCAUAUUGCAGAAAAGCACAUAGUGUGAACAUGGGCUAAGCAGGGAAAAAAAAAGUAUUAUGAGGCAAAUAUGUGGAGAAAACUAUCCUAAGUAGAUGAAAGGAAGUCUUUGUUUAUACUUGGUGAACUAUCAGUUUUCAGUGACUCAGAAUCCACAGCAUCCACAUUUUAUUCCUUCAAUGUUUCAUAAUCUUAAGCCUGUUGUGUGGAAGGAACUGACAUUGGGCAGAAUAGGCACGAGAUUCAGCAGACCAGCAUCUUAGGCCAAACACCUGAAGUUUGGCCUAAGACAUCUUGAAGAAAAAUCCUCAAUGACCCAACAGUCAACUGUUAAACUUUUGUUUUAUCCUUGUCUUUGUAGAGUCUCAUUCUGCACUUUCCUAGCCCAUGAAUAUCCUGACUUGGUCCACAAGGUGGUUAUGGUAAACGGGGGAGGCCCCACAGCACUUGAACCAAGCCUGUGCUCCAUCUUCAAUAUGCCCACUUGUGUCCUACACUGCCUGUCACCAUGUCUGGCCUGGAGCUUCCUCAAGUAAGUAGUCACUAGCUGUGGUCUUUAAGAAUGGUGUAUCUCUCUAAUGUCAUUUUCUCUCAGAUGGGAAAAUUAGUCUAGCCAGAUGCAGUGGUGAAAUUGUAUGUGUUUUGAUAUUGUAGAACUGUUCUUACACAAUUUACUAGUCAGUUUUGGAUAGCUGAGGGUGUGUGGUUAAUUCUCAAAUUAUUUUGCCAGGGCUGGCUUUGCACGACAAGGUGCCAAAGAGAAGCAGCUUCUACGGGAGGGUAAUGCCUUCAACGUGUCAUCUUUUGUUUUACGAGCCAUGAUGAGUGGUCAGUACUGGCCAGAAGGGGAUGAAGUUUACCACGCAGAACUUACUGUUCCCAUCCUCUUGGUGCAUGGCAUGCAUGACAAGUUUGUUCCACUCGAUGAAGACCAAAGAAUGGCAGAGGUACAGAUUUCAUUGCUAUCGCCUGACAAACAGCGCCUGGUGUUGGUGCCUUAUGCGUACUACUACCAAAGCAGUGGUUUUCACAUGUAUAGCUCAGCUUGGAAGGGGAAAGUGGGAUGGGAGGUUGCAGCACCAAAUGAAACUUUAGAAAACAAGUAAAGGGUGAAGACUACAUCUUAUGAAAAAGCACAAUGGAAAUUUAUAUUCUUGUAAGUCCUUAAAAACAAGAUACAUUUGGAGAGUAAAAACUUCUCACAUGAAAAGGUGUGUCCAUUCCAAAAGGAGCUUAUAAUAGAGUAGAAAAAAAUAUUGAUUUUACAUUUUUAAAUAUUGAUAUCUCUAGAGGUUUUUUUUUUUUUUUUUUUACAAAACCCAGCAAGUUGGUCCAUUUUCAUAAAAUGUCACAAUAGUGAGAUAAAAAGUACAGGAAGAGGUACACUUUUUUGAUGCCACCAUCUUCUCUAUUCUUUAUCUCUUUUAUAGUUUAUUUUGCAGGAUGCAACUUUAAAUGAUUAUUUUGGUCUUUCUCUUUUUCCAUAUUUUUUCAGCUUAGUUUAUUAGAUAUACAUAGGAAAAAGUAGGGAUUACUUCUUCUUAUAGGGAGCAUCCCUCCUGGAACAUCAACCCUGUUACAUAUCUUAGUAUCAUCAGCAAAUGAUUAGCAAAUACACAGGGGUUAAAUACUAGGAUGCAGACAGAAAGCAUGGUUUGAGAUAUUGGUAGAGGCCUGGCACAUGAACUGGCAGUGAGACUUCAGCGUACAAGAUAUUCCUCUGGAAUCAAGGACCAGGCCUUCUGGGAACAGGAUACAGGGCAGGGCUUUGAAAUGAAGGAGUUGGCCGCUGGCAUAAUAUAGGAAAAACAGCCAGACAUUAGUACAUUAUACCAACCGUAAACAAAUAUUCUGCUACCUAACUAAGGGAAAGCCUGGUCUUCCAAAGUAAACAGAAGAGGACUAGCUGGGAGCAGAAUCAGAUCUCUCCAGUCUGCAACAGCACUACAGCAAGUAGUGGCACUGUGAGAUACUGCAUCAGACCUAGAGAUCACAAAACCAAGGUGCUUUCAUGGAACCCAGAGAUAUAGAUAUCAAAGACAGAAGAGAACAAUAUGGUGGCACCCAUGUAUUGAAAUCCCUCACGAGAACAAAAGGAUAAAAAAAAAGUCAGGAGGAUGGGGGAGGGGGUGGUAAAAUGUUCAAGAUACAAGGGGCCUAAGCAAAGGAAAAACAAAAACAAAAUACAAAAAUCCGACUUUAAGUCAUCAGGAUUUUCCACAGAUCAUGUUGCUCAUAUGCUAUAGGCAUCUAGCGCACAUAUUGGUACAUGACAUUAGUUGCCAUGUUUGAUGUCUAAUAUUUUUUUUUUGCUUUGCUCGUUUCAUAGACCCAUAUAAGAAUUCAGAUAGAACCCACAGAAAGUGCAUUCUAUCUGUUUAUAAACUAAACAAAAACCAUUGACGUUCAUUUUAAAAAAAACGUACAAGCAUUUAAAACCUUAUGUAAAUAUAUAAUCAAUUGAUAUAUUCAAUGUUUCCACAGAUCCUCCUGAUCUCGUUCUUAAAGGUUAUAGAAGAAGGUAGUCACAUGGUCAUGCUGGAAUGUCCAGAAGCUGUCAACACUCUCCUCCAUGAGUUCUUUCUAUGGGAGCCAGAGGUCCAAAAUCAAGGAGUGGAGGAGUCUGGCAAUGAGUGAAUGUGAGCAGAACAUCAGAUCGGCAAGACACAGAAGAUGAACUUUUGUGGUGUUUACCCAAGCAAUGGGCAUUAGUCUAAGUUUGGAGAAGAUGCCCGGUGGUCUUUCUACCACCGGCCAAGGUUUUUAAGACUUUGGCCCCGAGAGGAUGACGUCAAGGGAACAUAUUAUUCCAGAGAAUAAAGCAAGUUUCUAUAGAGCAGGGGUCAUCAGCUCUUUGUCUGUUAUUUUCUCUACCCACAGCAAGUUGCUGGAUCUAGAGAGAGGUUGUAAAGGUCCAUUGUGGGUAACACAUUGGAAUGUCAGUCAUUGCAGAAUUGGGUGGGUUACUGGCCAAAAAUCCAAAAUAAGAAGGGAGGUUUUCAAAUGUGGAGGACUGACAGGCUCGAAAGAGGAGAAUGGAGACUUUAAAGGAAAAUUACCUAUUGUCUGUUUUAAAAGAAUAUGACAUAUAGAUUUAUAUCUGCAAAAUAUCUCAUGUCAUGACAAAUAUUUACCCCAUUUCUUUCCAAUGAAAUACUGCUGACAGCAAACGGGUUAUGUCUAUGAACAAUCCAUACUGCAAAUCAAAUACAGUGGGCAAUAAACAACAAUAAAAAAGAAUAAUUUAGACAUUGCAUAGAAAACAUGAAAAAACUAAAUGAAACAAAAUUGUCUACAAUGCAUUUUCUGUGCUCACGUUUGUUUGAUACCCUAUCUUUUUGCUUCUUUUGCAAAUAUGUUGGGGACUUCUUAAAAUCAGUAUUAAUACAAGUAAACGUGUAAUUUAUCAUAAUUUUUGUUGUUUUUUUCUUUUCUACCAUUCAAUGUGAAAGUGUC